UCAAGGUCUUUAUUAGGCAGAGAAAAACUCAACAGGUACAAUGCAGACCAAGCAGAUGGAAUUAAUACAAUUAAUUGCUGUGUUCCUCCUAUUCUGGGUCGGGGUUGAGGCUGUUAUCAACCUUAAAUAUGGAAUAAACGAAGAGAUGAAGCCCGGGUCAGUGAUUGGAAACGUGACAAAGGAUGCACUAAAGCAAGGAUUUCAGAUCGCACCGCAGCCCCCUUACUUACGGGUUAUUUCCAAUUCUGAACCACGAUGGGUGGAACUCAGUCCAGCCGGAAUCCUUACAACCCAAAUGAAAAUAGAUCGGGAUGUAGUUUGUCGACAGAACCCAAAGUGCAUUAUUUCCCUAGAAGUGAUGUCAAACUCUAUGGAGAUCUGUGUCAUCAAAGUUGAAAUUGAGGAUUUGAACGAUAACGCGCCGAGAUUCCCAACGAGCCACAUUGACAUUGAAAUUUCAGAGAAUGCCUCCCCUGGUACCAGGUUUCCCCUAGAGGGGGCAAGCGAUCCGGACUCGGGGAUCUUUGGAGUGCAAUCAUAUUCCAUCACCCCAAAUGAGCUUUUCGGACUAGAAAUAAAGACCAGAGGGGAUGGGUCCAAAAUUGCUGAGCUUGUCGUGCAAAAAUCGUUAGACAGAGAGACCCAGUCUCACUAUACAUAUGAAAUCAGCGCAGAAGAUGGAGGAGACCCUCCAAAGAUAGGCGCGGUCCAGUUAAAUAUCAAGGUAAUUGAUUCUAAUGACAACAAUCCUGUUUUUGACGAGCCAGUGUACACAGUCAAUGUGAUGGAGAAUUCCCCUAUCAAUACAUUAGUCAUUGACUUGAAUGCAACGGAUCCUGACGAGGGCACUAAUGGAGAGGUUGUGUACUCGUUCAACAGUUACGUCACCGAAAAAACGAGGGAUGCGUUCAAAAUUGACCCCAGAACCGGGAUCAUCACUGUCAACGGUGUUUUGGAUUAUGAAACAGCGCAAAUAUAUGAGAUCGACGUCCAGGCCAAAGAUUUAGGUCCCAACUCUAUCCCAGCUCACUGCAAAGUCACAGUGAAUGUGAUGGAUACGAACGAUAACCCACCUAUCAUCAGUUUACUCUCACUGAACACAGAGAUGGUCGAAGUUAGUGAAAACGCACAGCGUGGAUAUGUCAUUGCAUUAGUCAGGGUGUCUGAUAAAGAUUCUGGGGCAAACGGCAAAGUGCAGUGCAGGCUGCAGGGCAACGUACCGUUCAGACUUCAAGAAUAUGAGAGCUUCUCCACUAUACUUGUUGAUGGCAGGCUGGACAGAGAGCAAAAGGACACAUAUAACCUAACCAUCCAAGCGGAGGACAGUGGCAUCCCUCCUUUACGCGCCACAAAAUCUCUGGUAGUCAAAGUCACAGAUGAAAAUGACAACCCUCCCCACUUCCUCAAGCCACACUAUCAAGAGAUGGUAAUGGAAAACAACCUCCCGGGCUCAUGUCUGCUCGCAGUAUCAGCAGAAGACCCGGACCUGGGGAUGAAUGGCACCGUUUCAUAUUCCAUAGUCCCUGGUGAGAUUAAGCACAUGGAUGUAAACACAUAUGUCAGCAUAAACCCAUCAGGCCGCAUUUACUCCAUGAGAUCAUUCGACCAUGAAUACACCAGGACUUUUGAUUUCAAAGUUUUGGCCAGAGACAAUGGCAAUCCCUCUCUAUCAAGUAACGCGACUGUGCGUAUUGUCGUGUUGGAUGUCAACGACAACACACCUGUUAUGACAAACCCUCCCCUUGUUAAUGGCACCGCAGAGGUUUCCAUCCCCAGAAACGCUGGAUUGGGUUACAUGGUGACCCAGGUGAAAGCAGACGAUUAUGACGAGGGGGAGAACGGGCGGCUGACUUACACCAUAUCAGAGGGGGACAGGCCUUUCUUUGAAAUCGACCAGGUGAACGGUGAGGUGCGCUCCACCAGGAUGUUUGGAGAAAACGCCAAAUCCACCUAUGAGAUCACAGUGGUGGCCAGAGACCACGGCAAGCCAUCCUUGUCCGCCUCGGCCUACAUUGUGGUGUACCUGUCCCCAGACCUGAACGCGCAGGAGUCUAUUGGACCUGUCAACCUUUCCCUCAUCUUCAUCAUCGCCCUGGGCUCUAUCGCAGCUAUCCUGUUUGUCACCAUGAUUUUUGUGGCAGUCAAAUGCAAGAGGGACAACAAGGAGAUCCGGACGUAUAACUGCAGGGUGGCGGAGUACUCAUAUGGCAACCAGAAGAAGUCCAGCAAGAAGAAGAAGCUGAGCAAGAAUGACAUCCGCCUGGUGCCACGUGACGUCGAGGAGACAGACAAGAUGAAUGUGGUGAGUUGCUCAUCUCUCACCUCCUCGCUCAACUACUUCGACUACCACCAGCAGAGCCUGCCUCUGGGCUGCAGGCGCUCCGAGAGCACCUUCCUCAACGUGGAGAACCAGAACUCACGCAAUGCAGCUCCCAACCAUGGCUAUCAGCACCCGUUCACUGGGCAGGGCCACCAGCAGCCAGACCUCAUCAUCAACGGCAUGCCACUGCCAGAGACGGAGAAUUAUUCCAUUGACUCCAGUUAUGUGAACAGCAGAGCCCACCUCAUUAAAAGCACAUCGACAUUCAAGGACCUGGAGGGGAACAGUCUGAAGGACAGUGGCCACGAGGAGAGCGACCAGACUGACAGCGAACAUGAUGUCCAGAGAGGACACUAUGUUGACACGGCUGUCAAUGACGUGCUGAACAUGACUGUCCCCCCUAAUGUUUGCCAGCUGCCUGACCAAGAUCCCAGUGAAGGCUUUCACUGCCAAGAUGAGUGUCGCAUCCUAGGCCACUCUGACCGCUGCUGGAUGCCUCGCGUCUCCAUCCCAGCACGUGCCAAGUCACCUGAGCACGCCCGUAAUGUCAUUGCUUUGUCUAUUGAGGCCACCACAGUAGAUGUGCCCCACUAUGAGGAUGGCACCACCAAGAGGACUUUUGCCACCUUCGGCAAGGAUGGGCCUGAGGACGUGGAACGGGGCGAGAUUAAGGGAAAGCGGACUCAGGAGUCUCAGGUGUGUAGCCCCAAGGCCAAUGGAGGGGCUGUCCGUGAAGCUGGCAAUGGGCGUGAGGCAGCUAGCCCCAUUACUUCCCCUGUGCACCUGAAGAGCCCAAUGUCCAAGCCGUCAUCUGCCUACAACACAUUGAAAUGCCGCGACGCAGAGCGAAUUGCCAACCACAGCCUGCUGCGGCAGCCGGAGGGGAAGGACAGUGAGCCGGCUGUCAGGGAGAUCAACACGCUUCUCCACGAUGGCCGAGACAAGGAAUCCCCAAGCAGCAAGCGCCUGAAGGACAUUGUGCUUUAGCGAGCUUCUCUAUGACACACACCAACAUGCUUACACACAUACAGUGUAAACUCACAUAUAUAUACCCCGCAAUAGCUGUGUGUACACAGAAGAAAGUCAGGCUGUGGAAGUAGAGAGACACACCCAUUUGCAGUAUACAAUAACCAAGAACCAGCUUGGGCUGAGGAUGAUGAACUGUAGUAUGCUGCAGCUAGUUGUGUGCUCACGCAGAGGUAGUGGAUGUGGCUUUGUUGUAGUCGCAGUACUUUCUCCUUGUUUGCUUUUUGUUCAGUUUUCUUUCUAUCAGUCUGCAAUGAGUGGACAGGCAGGUUACUGUUGACUGCAUGGACAUGGCCAGUGGAAGUCUCCAGCCCUUGCACCAAAGCAGGACACUACGUGUUUGGACACCUGAGGUGCCAGUUCAUAAGUACAGUUAUGCCUUUUAAACUUUUGUAUCACAAACUGAUAUUUGCCUUCUUUGGUUUUGCAGUUUGUUCUAGCUGCCAAAAUCGCUCUGUGUUCCUUUGUAUAGUGAGCUCCGUCAAUGUAAUAAACAAGACAUACACAGGAUUCAUCUUAAAAUAUCCUCAAUUUACUCCUUCAACAGUUUUCAGUGCAUUCAGGAGAAGGAAAGGGAGGCUUCUCAGUCUCAUCAGCCCCUCUCCCUGACUAAUAAGAGAAACUUUCUCUGCGUAUCCCUGAGGACAUCCUAGUGUCAUCAGACUGUGAGGUCUUUACAGUAUUUAUAUUUUAUCACGGAUGGAGCUAAAUGAACUCUCGCUAUCUGCCCAGCCGCUCUGAACACUGGAAGUGGGACAGACAGAUCCUUGUGUUCAAAUUGAGUUGUAUGAAAAAAGACUUAAUGCUUUUGAAAAUCUCCUGUGCCCAACCUUGAUUGUAGCCAGUGGAGCACAAAUUAGAACUUUGUGCUCUGGUCUUGUACUUUUUUUGACUUUUGACUAUGGGGCUAGGAUAGAAGGGAUCGUCACUCAUGUCUUGCUAUGUGAAACUCUGUAUAGGGUUUACUAUUAUCAUUUUUAAUAACCUGUUGUUAUGUGACAAUCCCUUUAAUGUUUUGUUUCAAGAGAAAAAACAAAUAAACAUUGGUGUUCAACUGAAGCUACAGUAGCGUUUGUUACACAAACACAAAAAUGAAAAAAAACAUAUAUGCCAAAAUAUAUUUUAUAAAUAAUUUAAAAAUGUAUAAUGAGAAUAUUUAAUGAUGUGUAGUUAUUUUAUGAGUAAGUUAUACUUGAAAUUAACUUGCUUUUGUUCAUUUGUCCUUUGCUUUUAUAUUGAACCUGAUUUGUUUUUUAUUUUCAAAAUGAACUUGGAUUAUUUUUUUGUUUACUGUGUGACCCCUGGCAACUGUUGACUUGCAGUCUACCUUGUUGUAAAGAGUUUCUUAUUGGUCAGUUCUUGUGCCAUCAAGUUUCUGUGUGGGCUA
Molecule: messenger RNA, 4733 nt
Organism: Scomber japonicus (chub mackerel)
Lineage: Eukaryota; Metazoa; Chordata; Actinopteri; Scombriformes; Scombridae
Gene: pcdh19
Product: protocadherin 19
Exons: 5
Coding region: 41-3307 (1088 amino acids)
Biological process (GO): homophilic cell-cell adhesion
Cellular component (GO): plasma membrane
Molecular function (GO): calcium ion binding
Source: RefSeq, a predicted model, not a curated record